This is a messenger RNA of Vicia faba (fava bean), 354 nucleotides long. NCBI's taxonomy places the organism in Eukaryota, Viridiplantae, Streptophyta, Magnoliopsida, Fabales, Fabaceae. The record is from the annotation of a GenBank genome assembly.
AUGCUUAAUUUCAACAAUUCUUCUAUUUCUAUUGUCAUUCAAUUUAAAUUUAAAUAUAAGUGGACUACUCACCCUCUUUAUUUAGAUAUUGUCAAAUCCUCUUGGAAGAGUAAAGUUGUUGGUUGUCCUAUGUUUGUUCUCUCUGAAAAGCUUAGGUUGCUCAAGAAUAAUCUGAAAUCUUGGAAUAAAAAUACUUUUGGAAAUAGUCAUCAUUUAGUUGAUGAAGAAGUGGAGAAGCUGACCUAUGUGCAGGGCAAGAUUCAAGUUGAUGGUUAUACUGAGGCGCUUAGAUCAGAGGAAAAACUUUGCAUGAGCAGACUUGAGGACGCCCUUCACAAGGAGCACUUAUUCUAG